AUGCCAGCAGAGUUGGAUUCUGGUUGGCAACAGUCUGCCCACUCGUCUUCUGAAAAGCUGACUGUUUUUUCCAGAGCUGCGGCAGCUGCAAAGUGGGUGUUCUCUAUUGUGGUGUUUGGCUCCAUCAUCAAUGAGGGUUAUGUGAACACAGAUAAGUCCCCAGUGCUGCACUGCAUCUUCAACAGCAAUGAAGGAGCCUGCAACUAUGGCAUCGCAAUAGGACUGCUGGCUUUUCUGGCCUGCAGCUUCUUCCUGGUGAUGGACCUCUACUUCCAGCAGAUCAGCAGUGUGAAAGACAGGAAACGCAUUGUCCUCUUGGACCUUGGCUUUUCUGGCUUCUGGUCCUUCCUCUGGUUUGUGGCAUUCUGCUUUCUGGCCAACCAGUGGCAGCGGACCCCUGCUAGCAAAGGAGCAUCACAAGGAGGAGAUGCUGCCCGAGCAGCCAUUGCCUUCUCCUUCUUCUCCAUUAUCUCCUGGGUUGCCCUGACCGUAAAAGCCCUCCAAAGAUACCGGAUGGGGACUGACAUGUCUCUCUUUGCCACGGAUCAGUUUGGCCCCGAUCCCAUGACAGGAUAUCCGGGACACCCUCCCACUAGCGGUGGCAUCGAAAGCACAGAAACCUAUCAGAGCCCACCAUUCUCCGAGACCCUGAACACCAGCCCCAAAGGUUACCAGGUGCCAGCUUACUGAAAGGGCAGGUGACCCUCCCCAAAUGGGGUUUCAGAGCAAAGUGAAACCAGACCCAGAAAAAUGGGCUGACAUACCACAAGGUGCAAGUAUAGUCAACAGAUUGGUUGCAAAUAUAUUAAAAAGUACUUUCCUUUUCCUUUUUUUUUUUUUUUACAUGUGGCAAGUUAUGUGCUGGGUUAAAGUUACUCUUAGCUAAUGGUGCAGUGAAUUCUGUACAGUGGUUCUUGUCUUAUUUGUCCAAGGAUAUUUUUAUAUUAAAAAAAAGAGAAGGGCAACAGUGUUCCCUCUAAGCAGGAAACUCUAGAAAAGUUGUAACUCCCAUUUCCCCGACUACAGUGGCAUUUACUCAUGUGACACUUGGCAGCAAGUGCUCGAAAAAACUGGCAAGACAUAGGGGCACUGGAGAAGUGUGGGUGCCCGCCCAAAACAAGAUGCUAGCCACCACUGUGUGAUCAAAGCCUUGUUCCUUGUUUCUAGGUGUCAUGAAUACCCAAGGGCCCAGCCAGAUAGAGUGCCCAUCUCUCCUGGCCAGGUGGUACUUCAAGUACUUCCAAGGUAAUAAAAAAAAAAAAUAGUUCUCCCAGACACACUUAGACGUCUCUGUCUUUUCCUUCCCUCCUUUUCCAUUUUCUUUUCUCCUAGAAAGAACUUAGAACUAAGUUAAAAAGGAAUGUGCCAAAUUAAACUACCAGAAAGAAUAGCUGUGUUAUCUUCUCUGAUGUACAGCUGGGUGUAUACAAGUGCUAUACUUGGGACAAUAAAUGUGUAUAAAUGCUGCACAUGCGUUUCUGGAAUUCCAGGACACUUUGUUGUUUAAAUUGUGCACUUAAAAAACUAAACCUUGUUCCAGACAGGAAGCAAACCAGUAAAAGUCCUUCAACAGCAAGAAAUGUAGCAUUUGACCAACUUAGGUGCCAUCUCAAGAUUUGGUGGCUCCUAUGAUCUCCUCUUCUUUGAAAAAACAUCUUUCUUGUUGAGAAAUCAGAAAGGGGAGGGAAAGUUGGGAGGAUAUCCAAAGACAAAAGUGGAGUCUUGAUUCCAGACAGUAGGUGGCCCCCAGAUAUUGGUAAAGAUUGCUGGCAUUUGGAAUGCUCUUUUUCAAGAUGAAUGAGACCAAAAUGUUAUUCCUGCCACCCCUUUAAAAUAGCCAUGUCUCAUGUUGAGGCCACCUAUACUUUCCUCUGAAACAAAGAUCCAUGUUGGUAUAAUAAGCAUUAUAACAUUGAGAAAAUUCCCUCUUUCCUUUGCAACUCAAGUAACUGUUUCACAGGGACAGUGAGAUCCUUAAGUUUCAAAAGCAAAAAUAUUCAUAAUAUAAUUCUCCCAUUAGGGACCAGAAAUACUGAAGGCAACAAAAAAUGAGUUUUGGGUUUGAGGUGAUAUAAAACAAAGAGAAUGGAAACAGUUUUUUAUAGGAAAAAGAAAUUAUUCUAAAUAAUUUCAGCUGCAAUAGAGGAUGUGGUCUCAGGAUCCUCCUGCAGACAGGUGUCCCAGUAUUCUUUUAAAGAGCUAAAUAUAGAUUUUCCAAGUGCAAAAAACCAUUGAAGUGGAAUAAUGUAUAUUUUAGCUGCCUCGGUAUCUUGGAGUGGGAAAGACAGAAAUCAAACAGAAAUAGUAAAUAACCGAUACACAUAAAAUUUUCACAAAGAAAUUUUAAAAUGGCCGUGGUUGUAUUUCAGCCUUAAAACACACCAGAUUUGAUUUUGUAAGGUGAUCAAGUCAGCCUUGUCAAUUCAAAAACAGUGCAAGAUUGCAGAUGUUUUUAAAACAGGGUAGAAUUGAAGCAAUACAGUAUUUUCCUUAGAGAGAACACUGCGACAUUAGCAGCCCACAAAACUUGUGCUUCAGCAUUUUAGGAAGAAACCAUGCAGACUCAGAAGCAGAAUUAUCAAAUAUUUAAAUGUUUCUCUCGAUUGUACGUGUGAAAUAAAUGUCUGUUCAGUAGUGUACUUUUUUCCUAACUAUAAAGAAACCCUUUUCAGGCUACCCUUGUGCUAACUGUAAGGAAAAAAGAAAAAACGGGGCUAUUAUGUUCUGUCGGAGUGGUAGAAACGUCUUGGUCACUGUUUAUGUGCUAUAGAUUACCGUUCUGAAUGUAUGCACGUGCUGCCUACGCAUGUAUUUCCUUCCUUUCAGCCUCCCGAGCUUAAGGGGAGAGGCAGGAACCAGUUCGGUGGCUUGGGCAAAGUUGUGUCAAUGUGCCAUUCACAACUCAGACUGGCACUGAAAAUGGAAUGGACUAAAAUACACGGUGUUGUGUGGGCGUGGGUAGUACCGGAGCCAGCCUAACCCAAAACAGCAGGCUUGGCUCAAGCCAGAAGCUCCACUGUGCCCACCUCAGCCUGAUUCUGGCUCAGGGGAUGGAGCAAGAUCACCCCAAGAUGGUGGCUGGGCCGGCACUGCACUGGAAGCGGCUGCUGGUGGGCUGGAAGUGCGGGAGCUCCGGAUCCACUUCCCCAUACCUGGCAAGGGCCAAGCAGCUGAUGACAUCCAGGCACAAUUCCUCAGCACAAACUUGUAGCAAAUGGGUCAGAACAGCCAUGUUGUUUUCUGUGGCAAUUCUUUCCUUAGCUGUGGUGAAAAUGACAGUUUUUUUCUCACUGGGGGCUUUAUCCUGAACAAUUUGCUACCCCCUUCUCCAAUAUAACCUGAUACGUUAGGACUGUCCCAGUUCUAAAACUCUUUUGUGGGGCUGUUAUCACUUUCCCAAAUAAUGUUCUAAAUGAGCGUUCCAGUCCACCUGAUUUGCUCUUGGGAAGCCAAAAGGUUUCACCCCCGCCCAGAAUCACCAGGCAGGAGGAUUUACACCCAUCAUGUGGCCCUUGGCCACCGCCAAAGUUGUGAGAGAGGCUGGCCUUUUUUAGAAAAAAGUCCUGUGGAGGAGAGGUAUGGUCCGCCUCCACAGCUGAAGCCACACAAAUGCCACGUAAGCAGGACAACCCACAAGACAAGUAGAAGAUGAAGUUGUUUGGGCGAUAGGGGAACAGAGCCAGACCCAAACCCUCCAUGAUGCAGCACUUGGCCCAGCCAGGUCCCCAGCUGCAGGUUCUGGAGGCCAUAAGAAGAACAGCUCACCCUUAAGUAUUUUCUUCACUCCCCAUUCAGUCAUCCAUGGAUAGAUGUGGCCGGGGCUGUAUAUCCCUUUGUUUUGUGGAUUCAUUUCCUACUUUUUUUCACUCUUUUGUCUUUGAAUUCAAGUCAAAAUCCCAUGCGUAUAUUUACACACUUCCAAAACAGCACCCACCCUCUCCUGCCGCUUUCCUUCUGCAGAAACAAAAAGAUCCCAAACGCAAUCCAAGGUCAGAAGCCUCAGCCUUUGGCCAGGACCUCUGCCAUCGCCCUUUCUUCCUUUGCUUUUCUCCAGCUCUAUAUCAACCUGCAAUUGUCCCAGAGAGCACUGCAGGGAUAGAGGGGCAUGAUGACACAAACCAUUACCACUUCAGGAGGGGGAGGGGGUUUCCUGUGGAGUUCCAGCCAGGGACACAGGAGCCCCAUGGCCAAUACAACUUGAACCGGAGCCCUUUGGGGCGGCUGGAAGUCUCCCGAGCAGCAGCCUCAGCCCACCUAGCAGCCCCUUUUAUAUCCCUGCAAGUGGCAAGUUGGCAUUUCAAGGAUGAUUUUGCGUUGUUAAUGCUGCAAAAGCAGCAUUAAUUUUCCCUUCAGAUCAAUCCCAGCUGCAAAAGGCCUCCCUUUUCAUGGCACAGCAUUUUGGCCAAGCAAGAGAACCUUGUU
Ahaetulla prasina is the source of this 4422-nucleotide messenger RNA. It is a transcript of the gene SYNGR3, whose product is annotated as synaptogyrin 3. NCBI's taxonomy places the organism in Eukaryota, Metazoa, Chordata, Lepidosauria, Squamata, Colubridae. Gene Ontology annotation, cellular component: neuromuscular junction; synaptic vesicle membrane. The record is from RefSeq and is a predicted model, not a curated record. The transcript has 5 exons. The coding region runs from base 1 to 690 and encodes 229 amino acids.